AACCCCACCUCCAUACAGCACUUCUGCCAGCCGAGAAGAGUGCAGUUAUUCCAGGAAUGUGUUGAACAUGGCUGCCGGGAUGAAAGCGCAGAAGACCGGACUGCUGGAUCUCCGAACCUCCGUUGAUCGCUGGAUCAAGGUGCUUGCCUGUCUCACCGAGGAGACCCUGACGGUGAAUCCCGGGGACGGUGCGGUAGAACCGGUGAGCCACAGCUCCAGUCCUAGCCUCGGUGGGACGGUGAAUGGAGAGCCCAAUAACCCAAGUUUGAGCUCUCCAGUCCCCGAGUCAAUCACCAACAUCAAGCGCACCGUACGAAUCACCAAGCAAGAUGUUGGAGGACUGGGAAUCAGCAUUAAAGGUGGGAAGGAGAACAAGAUGCCCAUCCUGAUUUCGAAGAUUUUCAAGGGGCUGGCGGCGGAGCAGACAGAGGCGCUGUACGUGGGAGACGCCAUCCUGUCUGUGAACAACUACGACCUGCGGGAGGCCACCCACGAUGAGGCUGUGCAGGCCCUGAAGAAGACGGGCAAAGAGGUCAUCCUGGAAGUGAAGUAUAUCAAGGAGAUGUCCAUGUUCUUUAAGAACUCCUCCCCCAGUGCCUCAAUCCCCUGGGACUCCCCCCCCUCCUCCCCCCACAGACAGGUGUCAUCGGACUUCUCCUCCCACUCCAUGGUGGAACUCAAAGAGGGGAAGAGCAUCUCACUGAAAAUGUGCCAAGUAGUGAAGAGACAAUGCCCACCCGACACAGAAAACAGGUAUUUUGAGGUGACCUCCGCUGACAGAAACUCCUCUUUGUUCCUCCGGGCGAAGGACCCUGCCAUGGCCCAGUCCUGGUACACUGCCAUCCAAUCAGCUGCCAACGCUCUCAUACCCCGAGUGAAGGAGGAACUGAAGUCUCUGCAGGGGGAGCCAGGGGACAAAGAGAUCAAACACCUCGGCUGGCUCAUUGAACAGCCUGCUGGGGGUGCAGAGAAGCCAGUGUUAGCCAUCCUGACAGAGAAGGAUCUGCUCUUCUUCCACAGCUUACCUAAGAGCAGAGAGGCCUUGAGCUGUCCAGACCACAGCCAUCCACUCAUAGCAACCAGGCUGGUGCACUCAGGCCCCGGAAAAGGCUCCUCUUUGAUGGACUCUGAGUUCUCGUUCGCCCUGCGCAGCGGCACUCAGCAGGGGGUGGAGACACACGUGUUCCACGUGGAGACUGCCAAGGAGCUGUCAGCUUGGACACGGCUGCUAGUGGACGGCUGCCACAGCGCCUCCGAGCUUAUCCAGGAAGUCACUGCAGCCUGUACCUGGAAGGGGGAGACCUGCAUCCUGUCAGUGCACAUCGAAAAGGGCUUCACCCUCUUCACGGAGGAGCCUGGCCUCAGCAAGACCCUCCUCUUCCAUCAGCCCUUCGAGAAGCUCCGCAUGUCCUCGGAUGACGGCUCUCGAAUCAUCUUCCUGGACUUUGGGGGACCUGAGGGAGAAAUCCAACUGGACCUUCACUCCUGUCCUAAAACCAUGGUGUUCAUCAUCCACUCGUUCCUGUCUGCAAAGGUGACACGACUAGGCUUGCUUGCAUAGGAGCUGCCUCCCAGUCUGUGGCGGAAACUCCAGCAAAUCACUAAACUCUUUCAUGCAGUAUUCAGCAGCUUUAGUGCGGAGAUGCUUCUGGGCUGGAACUAAACCACCAUUUGCCUUUCCAUGCAUUUCAAUUGCACCAGAGCAGCAUUCACCCUACUGUUACUAUAGAAGGGCUAAGAGCAAGUGUUCGGUUCACAGCAAUAAAACACUCUCGUUAUUUACUCCCAUAGUUUGAAGGGAUGCUAAGUUUAUAAAACUUGCAACCAAGUAACUGAGUAGUUAUGUAUAAAAAGCUCGUUUUUCUUUCUGCCUUUCCUCCUUUCAUUAACAUGCUGUUUUUUGUGCCUUUUAUGAAAUAAGCAGUAAAAGAGUAAAAUUAUUUGAGUAUAGGCCCCUAAAUGCUGAGGUAUGUCUGUUUUGAUUAAAAAAGAUUAUAUAUAUAAUGUGUGUAGGUGCCAAUCAGAGAGAUACUAGAAGUAUACUUUUUUAUUUAUUCAAGCAUCAACUGUGAGUUUGUUGGUGACCUGCUAUAGUUGGGAAUUCAGGGAGAAACCUCAAAACCACUUGUUACAACAGCUUGAUUCAUUUCACUGUAGGCCUGAGUAAUAUAUCUGCAUAUUGUGGCUGAACCACAUCCACUGUAACAUUUAUAUUUAGCAUUUUCAUUUUACUGUAUCAUUUUUUGAGCAUCUGGUGGUCACAAAUUGUAACCAUGGCAAUACAUUUUACUGUACAGAUUAUUAUUGAAUGUGGAAUUUUACAGUCAAAGGGACAUACAGUUAAAUGUUUCUGGAGCAUAUUCAGCUCUUGAACCAAUACAAGCAUCUUAAAACCAGUAUGGCGUCCAUUUUUAAAUUUUGACAAGCCUCUCAUUGCAUGUACCUUAUGAUAAAUCGUUUUAACGGAAAGUGAAUUGGAUUAUGAUGUGUGUCCUGUCAUGUAAGGCACCAUCAGUGCUGCUGAUGAAUUAGAAACCUCCAACCACGUAAUACGGUCAUUUCUCAGCUUUGCAGGGAAGAAUUCUUUUUUUUUUUUAAAUCUGCUUUCAAGGGCUAUUUUUCAAAUAUUUUCAUAAUCAUUUAGCUAAGUGCCUUUUCACUGUAUCUGUUCUUUGUUGGGUGGGGGAAUUAAUAAAGCACAGCCGAACCCAAUUCUAGGUGGUCCAAGUUUGAGUGGACAGGUAGAGUUGACUAUGAUAUAUAUGUACCCAUAGUUUGUAGAAAAUUAGAAAAACAAAUGAUAAAUGGGUUGUCUGCCAUUUCCCAGUGGUGAUUGUUCUUAGGUGACUAAGGUUUUAAAGAUGGACAGUCCAGUGAUGACCAUGGCCACAGGGCUUGUAUUUUCUGUGGACUAAUUAUGUAUUAAAAAUGAUGUAUAAAACUAAUUUGAAAAAGAAAAAAAAAAAAAGGUUCACUACCACUCAUUACAAAAGUGGCAUAAAUUCAGUCAAAAGUCACCAGUGGGUCAGUAUUUUGGAAUGGCCGCUAUAUUAAAGAAUCCUCAACUAGACUUGGUUUUUACUCCACAAAAUUCCACAACAAGAAAUAUGUACAGUCAGCACUCACAUAGCCAACCCUAUAAAAUUGUGACUUUAGUGACUGUGUGCACAGAACUGCAUACUGUACAACAUAAGUGGUAAUGCAAUUUAGCAAAAGAUUAAAAAAAAAAAAAAAAAAACACACU
This is a messenger RNA of Polyodon spathula (Mississippi paddlefish), 3244 nucleotides long. RefSeq names its product alpha-1-syntrophin-like. Gene Ontology annotation, cellular component: dystrophin-associated glycoprotein complex; sarcolemma; intracellular anatomical structure. The transcript has 8 exons. The record is from RefSeq and is a predicted model, not a curated record. NCBI's taxonomy places the organism in Eukaryota, Metazoa, Chordata, Actinopteri, Acipenseriformes, Polyodontidae. Gene Ontology annotation, molecular function: structural molecule activity; protein binding. The coding region runs from base 68 to 1561 and encodes 497 amino acids.